AAGAGUAGUUGUCCCUACCAAAGAAAAUCCCAAACCACUCAAUUCCUCAUGGAACCAACACACCUUCAACCCCAUUUCCCCUCUGCAAUCCAUGUCUCACCAUAUCUGAAUCUCUCCAUCUUCCCAUGGAAACCAUUCUCUCUCCACACACACUCUCUCCUCUCCUCAACCCCAAACCCUCCUCUCCCAAGAAUCUCUUCCCUUAUUCCUUCCAACCCAGAAGACAUUUUGUUUCUUUCUCUAACCCCAUUUCGUUCUCUCUCAAAAACCCCUCUCCCAAGUCUCUCCGAUCAUCGCUCCCAGUUCCCUCGAAUUGGUUCUCCCAUCUCCAACAUGGGUUGGCGGCGCUAGCAAUUUCUUUAGCGCUCAACUUUUCCCCAUUGUUGGCCACCCACAAUGCUCUGGCGUCUGAAUUUGAUGUGCUCAAUGAUGGGCCGCCGAAGGAGUCGCAUCUAGUGGACGAUGCUGGAGUUCUCAGUAGAGUCACGAAGUCGGAUUUGAAGAGGCUGUUGACGGAUUUGGAGUCGAGGAAGAAUUUUCACAUUGAUUUUGUCACUGUUAGAAAGCUUACUAGCAAAGCUGAUGCGUUUGAGUAUGCUGAUCAAGUUUUGGAGCGUUGGUAUCCCACUGUGGAAGAUGGCAACAACAAAGGUAUAGUUGUUCUUGUCACCAGUCAGAAAGAAGGAGCCAUUACUGGUGGGCCUGCCUUUAUCCAAGCAGUUGGAGAAAACAUACUUGAUGCUACAGUAACAGAGAACCUCCCAGUCUUAGCUACUGAUGAAAAAUACAAUGAAGCCAUAUAUAGCAGCGCGAAGCGGUUAGUUGCUGCCAUCGACGGUCUUCCAGAUCCGGGCGGUCCUUCGUUUAAGGAAAAUAAGCGCGAAUCUAACUUCAAAUCACGAGAAGAGACAGAGGAGAAACGAGGUCAGUUUUCUCUUGUAGUUGGAGGUUUGCUGGUGAUAGCCUUUGUUGUUCCUAUGGCUCAGUAUUAUGCUUAUGUAUCCAAGAAGUAAAACAAUCCUCUGUUUCCUUCACAUUCGUAUGUAUAACCAUAAUGUUCUACAAAUAGGAUCGCUACAACAUCAUUUGCAACAAACCUGUUAUAAACCAAGAGUUCAGCUUUUCAUAUAAUUAGGGGUAUUGGAGGUUCCA
Molecule: messenger RNA, 1152 nt
Organism: Cucurbita moschata (crookneck pumpkin)
Lineage: Eukaryota; Viridiplantae; Streptophyta; Magnoliopsida; Cucurbitales; Cucurbitaceae
Product: UPF0603 protein At1g54780, chloroplastic-like
Exons: 3
Coding region: 126-1013 (295 amino acids)
Source: RefSeq, a predicted model, not a curated record